GCGCGUCAUCGCCGCGCGCCGGCAGGGGAGCGCGGCCGAUGGCGGCGGCGAUGGGGGAUGAUGGAGGGUGCGGGGCGGACACGGAGCCGGCACGGCGACGCCGCGGACCGGGACACAGCCACCCGCGACCCUGCGUGAAGUGCGGGCAGGGCUCUGCCGCCCUCGUCAUCCGCCUCGGGGACGCCUUCUGCCGUGGCUGCUUCCGCGAGUACUUUGUGCACAAGUUCCGUGCGACGCUGGGCAAGAACCGCGUCAUCUUCCCGGGAGAGAAGGUACUGCUGGCUCUGUCAGGGGGGCCGACCUCCAGUGCCAUGCUCCGGCAGGUCCAGGAGGGGCUCAGCCGCGAGACGGCCAAGAGGCUCCGCUUUGUCCCCGGCCUCAUCUACGUUGACGAGGGAGCGGUGCGCGGGCAGAGCCCGGCGCAGCGGGAGCAGAGCCUGGCCUGCAUGGAGACCUUACUGCAGGCAACCGGCUUCCCCUACCACCUAGCCCACCUGGAGCAGGCACUGGAGUUGCCCGCAUCCAUCUUACGGCCAGGGGGAUCCGGUGAGCCCAACCCCUCCUACAAGGAAGCCGUGGAGGGCUUCAUCCAGCAGCAGCGGCAGGAGGGGGACGGGGAGGGUGGCACCUCGUUGCCCGGCACUGGGGACACGCCGGUGGGGUCCCCCGACGCCCCCCGCUUGCCCCCAGCUGCCCUCACCCAGAAACUGCUACGGCUCUUCGAAGCCACGGAGACGUCGACGGCGAGGGAGGAGCUGCUGCAGAUGCUGCGGACCCACCUCAUCCUGCAGACAGCCCGGAGCAGGGGAUACGCCAAGGUGAUGACGGGCGAGAGCUGCACCCGGGUGGCCGUCAAACUCCUCACCAACCUGGCGCUGGGGCGCGGCGCCUUCCUGGCCGUCGACACGGGUUUCGUGGACGACCGCCAUGGCGACGUGACGGUGGUGCGUCCCAUGCGGGAGUACAUGGCCAAGGAGGUCGCCUUCUACAACCACUUCUUCGACGUCCCCACCCUCGUCGCGCCGCCCCUCCCCACCAAGCGCCAGGAGAAACCCAGCAUCCACCGCCUGAUAGAGCGCUUCCUCCUGGGGCUGCAGGAGGAUUUCCCCUCCACCAUCAGCACCGUUUACCGGACGGGUGAGAAGCUGAGCCCAGCUCCGGCCAAGGCGAGCGACGAGUCCCAGCGCUGCCUGCUCUGCCUGUGCGCCCUGGACAUCGCCGGGGAGGAGGAGUUGGCCCUGGAGCCCACGCUGAUCGUCGAGGAGCCAGAGCCGGUGGGGAACGGGUGCUGCCAGGACGCCCCGGCAGCGGGGGCUGAGAGCAGAGCUGCCUUCAUCCCACUGCUGUGCUACGGCUGCCGCCUCACCUUCAAGGAGCUGGGUCCCCUCGCCACGCUGCCGCCCUACGUGCGCGCCGAGGCUCAGCGCAGGAUCCGCAGUGCAGAGAUGAAGCAGCAGAGCCAGGAGGUCCCGCUGGAGGAUGAGGAGCCCGGCAAGAGCUGAAGGGGUUGGGGUCGGGGGACCACCCCAUCCCUAGGUGGGGGCACUGGUGGGGCAAGGUGCCACCCCCCCCAGCCAGCAAUGACCCAUAGGGUGGUAGGGAACCGGACUCCUGGCACCCAGGCAGCUGCUUUUACAGCCCAUUUUGGUUACAGCUGGGGGGCAGGGAGAGCCCCCAGCCCCCAUUUGGGAAGGGCCAGGGGUGCUGGUACCCCCUGGGGCAGCAGGUCCUCGGUCCCUGCACCCCCCUCCCUGCCCCAGCCACGCAUCAGCCAGGGAGGCCUCAGCUUUGUUUUAUUAGAUAUCUGUAUAAAUAAACCAUUUGAAUUAAUAAAAAAAAACAAAAACAAAAACAAAAAAAAAAA
Molecule: messenger RNA, 1864 nt
Organism: Tyto alba (common barn owl)
Lineage: Eukaryota; Metazoa; Chordata; Aves; Strigiformes; Tytonidae
Gene: CTU2
Product: cytosolic thiouridylase subunit 2
Exons: 15
Coding region: 39-1502 (487 amino acids)
Biological process (GO): tRNA wobble position uridine thiolation
Cellular component (GO): cytosol
Molecular function (GO): sulfurtransferase activity; tRNA binding
Source: RefSeq, a predicted model, not a curated record